Bicyclus anynana (squinting bush brown) is the source of this 3911-nucleotide messenger RNA. It is a transcript of the gene Adamts-1, whose product is annotated as A disintegrin and metalloproteinase with thrombospondin motifs 3. The record is from RefSeq and is a predicted model, not a curated record. Gene Ontology annotation, biological process: proteolysis; extracellular matrix organization. The coding region runs from base 16 to 3144 and encodes 1042 amino acids. Gene Ontology annotation, molecular function: metalloendopeptidase activity. Lineage: Eukaryota; Metazoa; Arthropoda; Insecta; Lepidoptera; Nymphalidae. The transcript has 17 exons. Gene Ontology annotation, cellular component: extracellular matrix.
CCUAGCAUUUAUAAAAUGACGAAUGUGUGGCAGUCGCCGGCUCUCCAUCUAUUGCGUAGAUGCGUGAGCGCAUGGCUUGCGAGUUGCGCCGGCGACCGGCAGAGAGGCGGUGCCCGCGGCGGCGCGCGGACGAUGGCGCGCUGGCUGUGGGCGACUUCGCUCUUCGCAGCUCUCGCGGUCGACGCUUGGCGGCCUCCCUCGCAGCCCGUCCUCGUGCCGAUCGUACGCUCGCGAGUCCCUCGACACACUCGCGGUCUACGCCACCUCCACAUCCUCGGCUGGCAUCUCGAGCUGCAAGAGAACCGUGCGAUACGAUCCCCCUACUACAACGAGUGUCAAUUCUACAAAGGACGUGUGCUUUAUGAAGAACAGUCAACUGUGACGGUGACGGAGUGCGAAGGACAGCUGUAUGGGUUACUCCAAGUGGAUGGAGAGGAUUUCGUUUUACAACCGACUAAGCCGGAGGGCCAUGUGCUGAGGCGUCGCGACGUGCUGUCUGAGCAGCCGGUGGCCUACAACCUCACUGGAGAUAUGGUCUCCGAUUUCGACAUUGACUUCGACGAAGAUGAGGUGAUGCCAGCGAUGCACGUGCGUCCUCGCUUUAGCGGCAAAUCAGACGUCGAUUACGUUAGAAAUGGUUUCCGGACUUACACAAGACCAGUUUCAGGCGCGAAAGGAUUAUGGCUCGAAUUAGCAAUAGUUGCAGAUCAUACGAUGCUGAAGUUUCACGGUCGGGAGCGAGUCAAACACUACAUCUUAGCUAUAAUGAACAUCGUCAGUGCCAUCUUCAACGACCACUCUCUGGACUCGAACAUGACGCUCGUUAUCAACAAACUGUUUAUGUACGAAGAGAAAGAUCCUGUUAUAAAGUACGGGAAUGUAAAGAAAUCGUUAGAGGCAGUGAACAAAUGGAAUUAUCGACACCUCAUGAAAUUACCAACAGACAGCACCGGGUGGGAUGCAACAGUGUGGCUGACGCGCGCUCCUCUUGGGGGUCCCUCAGGGUUCGCCCCAGUCGGAGGGGUCUGCACUCGCACCCGAUCCGCCGCCAUAGACAGAGACGAAGGCCUCACCAGCGCGUUUGUCAUCGCGCACGAGUUGGCACAUCUGUUAGGUCUCACUCACGAUGGUGAAGGGCAAUGCGAAGCGGAGGGUCUUAGGGGGUCAGUGAUGGCACCCACUGUUCUGGCAACACUUCACAACUACGCGUGGUCUUCGUGCUCCAAGCAACAGUUUCAUGAGAAGUCCAAGAAAUGGUGGUGCCUACACGAGAGGAGUCAAGACGAGGGUGUGGAGCUAGGGGGCGCUAAGGAACUCUCGAAUUACGUCUUCACUAUGGAUGAGCAGUGUCGUACUGAGUUCGAUGAAGGAUUCUCAGUGUGCAAGUCCGUGAAGGUGAAGUCUUCUUGCGCGCGGCUGUGGUGCGCGCACCGCUCCAUGCCUCACGUGUGCCGCUCCAAGCGAGCUCCACCUUUAGAAGGGACUCCCUGUGGAGCCAACCAAUGGUGCGUCGACCGCAUUUGUGAACCCAUGCCAGGCCACGUGGUGGACAAUAAAGGGAAGAAAGAAACACCAUCUAAGCCAGUGUGGGGAGAGUGGAGUGCUUGGAGCAAAUGUAACGCUGACUGCGGUUAUGGACUACGUUCGCGGAUACGACGCUGCCGGCAUAAAGGUUCAUCGUCAGAUAGUUGCGAAGGCGCCGGGUCGCAGGUAGCCACGUGUUGGUCGGGCCGCGCGUGCGCCACUAUCAGGGACAUGCGAGCUGAUGUAUGCUACAGGCAGGCCAGCCAUCUCAUCCCCUACCUACAUCCUGAAGAAUCGAAACAUUGUGAAAUAUGGUGCGUGGACUACGCUGGCGGGGAGCCUGCCAGCUUCGGACCCCUACCCGACGGAACCUCCUGCAGUUACGAGCGACCCUUCGAUCUCUGCUACCAGGGCACAUGUGUGCAAGGCCAGUGCAACGGCACCGACCCGGCGUGCAACUGGUGUCCAGACGGCUACUGUAACAACAACACGCAUCUCUACACACGACAACUUGGAAAAGGUUGGACCCGACUCACCGUCAUCCCUCACGAAGCGAACCAACUGUCCGUCCACAUCGCGACACCAGUAGCACUGAACAUCGCAAUACGAGAGCGUCGCCGCGACCGACCCAUCCUCGAGCUGAUCAAACACUCAAAACGCUUCGAACUGGACCACAGACAGGACAACUAUUUGAAAUACGACCCAAACGUACCACAGAAUCUACAGAUCAUUGAGGUUGACAGCAACGUGAUUGACAUAAAAGAAGGGGACCAUUUCGGGUGGGAAGGGGAGGCGAUAGCGGCCGGCAGUCUGCUCCGGUGGAAGCAAACAGAUGCCGAUGUGUUUAUAACGUCUACGUCUAGACUGCACAGCGAUUUGAUGAUUAUGGCAGUCCCAGAACAUUCUAUACCUUCUCACGAGACGGCCUCCGUCGAAGUGUCUGUUAAUUACACCACGCCCGCAGGCCGCACCAGACCUAUGGAAUACAGGUGGUCGAGUGAGCGGGGGCCAUGCUCGGUGUCCUGCGGCGGUGGGGUCCGCGUCAUUCGGCCACGGUGCCCCCGCGACCAACACUGUGGCCCCUCUCGAUACGAGCGAUGUAAUACACACAGUUGCAAUUUCGCGUGGGCAACAGGCGAGUGGGAGGAGUGCAGUGCGACGUGCGGGGAGAGGGGGGUGCAGGAGCGGCAGCUCUUCUGUGUGCCAGCUAACAUGAGUUUAACAACGAGAAAGGAAAUGAUAAGGAGAAGCGUGUCUUCAGCGCUCUGCCCUCCCACUGAACCACAGAAGAAACAACCCUGCAACCGGAUAGCCUGCCCAGUCUACUGGCAAGAGAUGCCUUGGACACAGUGUUCAACAACCUGCGGUCGUGGGGUGUCUCACCGGCCUCUAGUUUGCCCGGCAUCUAAUGAGGCGCUAUGCGGCACCAAACCUCGCGAGCGCCGUCGACGCUGCCGUCUCCGCCGCUGCAAGCCAGCCGAUUGUCCAGCCAAGGACGCCACGCAGUACUGCGAAUUCUUCACCAGAGAACAGCUCCAGAGGAACUGCGUCGUCCCACCGUUCAAGAACUAUUGUUGCAACGCUUGCAAAUAUGUCGGACGUAUAGAUGGUGUGUCAUAAACAGAUUUGUAGAUAACUGGAUUUGGGUUAAUCAGUUAUUUAUGCCCCUUUAAGGGAAUUGUGCUGGACAUGAGAUGUUUACACUGGGUUAUACUCAAUGCAUAUGAGGUACAGCUUAUUAGUUUGUUAGAUGACCUACAAUAUUGUGUAUGACUUUGUGACAAAUGUAUUAUUAUUAGGGAAUUUAUUUAUACGUAGAUAUAAUUGACCCUGUAACAAAUAAAGUACUUAUCCCUUAAGUAAAAUUUAAAUGAUCGUCUCAUCUGUUUCUGGGUUUUAAGGUACCAAGUCGAGCAAAAAAGAGGUUAUUAUAUCUAUUAUGAAAUACAAUUAAACAAUGUGUACCUAACUUAUACCAACAUUAUUUUACUAUGGACGCGUUAGCUAUCUAGGAAUCGGUUUUCAUAAACGGUACUACAACUACUACAUCUACCUACAACAACUACUACAAUUCAGCGUCUCAACCCUACAAUACAUAAAAGCACAGUUACUUUGGACCUAGAAUUCUCGUAUUCGCGACGAUGUAGUGCGCUAUGGAGCUUCGCUGUUGAAAAACAGAAACAAGUACAGAUUAUACAGUAUUUACUUUUGUAAAAAAAUAAGAAAUAGUAUAAUGUUUUGUACCCAGUAUUCUGGUAUAGUUGUCUAUAUCAAAUAUUUAUGUAAGUAGAUAAACUUAGAAGUUAAGAUAUUCACAUCAGUCGAAAAGAAGUGCCAUAAUGUAAUUGUACUUCAUCUCUUAAAAUAAAUGUUUUAGACAAAUAAAA